Molecule: messenger RNA, 1236 nt
Organism: Bactrocera oleae (olive fruit fly)
Lineage: Eukaryota; Metazoa; Arthropoda; Insecta; Diptera; Tephritidae
Product: chromosome partition protein Smc
Source: RefSeq, a predicted model, not a curated record
AUUUAGUAAGGAAUAAAAAAGUCUUGCUAGUUAUUUAAAAAAUAAUGAAGAUGAAUUAAUAAAUUUUUUUAAACUUAAUAAUGAUAUGCUUGCAAAUUGCGUAGUCAUUAUACGGCAAUCACUAUUGCGUAUUAGUUUUGUGGCAUCACCAAAACAUUAAUUUGUUUGACACUUUCUCACCACACACAAUUUUUGGCUGUCAAAUGUUGGAUCGCCGGGCGAGUGUUUGCUAAAUUUAAUGGGUUUUCAUAUAUUUUAGAUUUUUAUAUUGUAAUGCAAGAAUUUGUUAAUAAACGAUACAAACGUGAAAUAAGGUGAUAAGAUAUUUAACGAUAUAUACAAAAAAAAAAAAUACCUAGUUUUGGUUACUGAAUACCAAAGAUAAAACUUUGCAAGGCUCGCGAAAUUCGCGACCCUGAAUUUACAUUCAUGUACAAAACUACUGAAAACAUGGAUUUAACAUCUCAAAUGCAAGAUUUGUCAAAAGAGAUAAAGGAGAUGCGUGCCGACAUACAACAAAUAAAAGGUUUCAUGGACCGGCAAAAUGAGGUAAUAGAGGAGUUAAUGAAAGGACAUCAGGAAAUGAUGAAACGCUUGGUGAAGCAAGAAGAAGAAGCGGAAGAAGAAAAGAACAUCCAAAGACCUGUAUUUCCACUAAUGACACAAGAAGAUUUAGACAAUGCGGAAGCUUUUAUUGGAAUGGAUGAACGAAAGAAAGAAGAAAUGACACGAUUUCUUAAGCCAUUGUUGAUGCCAAUUGGUCUCAAACAAAAGCUUGUGUAUGUGCUAUCUGAAGAGAUUAUUUUGAGUUAUAACCUCGAGGGCACACACGGUAAAAAGCGCAUGCUGCUUUAUCCAAAACUUUUAAGCGUGUUAUACAGCGCUACUGAUCGACCCGGCUGGUCCUAUAAAUUAUUCUUAGAUGAUUUGCGCAGAGGUUUUCAAUUUGGCAAGAAGAAACAUUUUCGAAAAAAGUGUGCAUCGAACAAAUUGAAUAAAACGACAAGAAAUCCACUGUCGAGCGGUCCAGAGGACGACAACAUGGAUUCAGACUACUAGAACCCGUUGGCUAUGUGCAUAUACAUGUAUUUGUAGGUUAUAUCUAAGCUUAGUCUAAGUUUGUACUUAAGUAAAAAAAAUAAAAUUAAUAUUUUAAUUAUUUUUGAAACGUAGGAAUUUUAAAAUAAUUGUAUGUAUAUAUAUAUAUAAAUAAAGUUAUGUAACAAAUUUUAAUAU